Botrytis fragariae is the source of this 216-nucleotide messenger RNA. RefSeq lists its product as uncharacterized. The coding region runs from base 1 to 216 and encodes 71 amino acids. Lineage: Eukaryota; Fungi; Ascomycota; Leotiomycetes; Helotiales; Sclerotiniaceae. The transcript has 2 exons. The record is from RefSeq and is a predicted model, not a curated record.
AUGUCUAUUCAAAUUCCAUCUAGAGCUCACCCAAUAAGAACAAUCAGGAUACCAAACCCCACUCGAAAACUCCCAAAUCACAUUUCUCCUUGUCUGAAAACCGUUGAAUCGAGUCGAGCAACCAUUCUAGAAGCUUCCAGACAGUUCCCAUCCGACUCGCCAUCAGAAACAACCGUAACAAGCAUACCUUCCAAUCCCAAAGCAUGCAUUCUCUAG